This is a messenger RNA of Hyaloscypha bicolor E, 3493 nucleotides long. RefSeq lists its product as uncharacterized. The record is from RefSeq and is a predicted model, not a curated record. The transcript is spliced from 5 exons. Bases 291 to 3392 code for a protein of 1033 amino acids. Lineage: Eukaryota; Fungi; Ascomycota; Leotiomycetes; Helotiales; Hyaloscyphaceae.
GCCCGUCGCAGUUGAAAAAGGGUCGCAGCUCUCAGCCCCGCUGCCAAGCUCCCUCGAACGCAAAGGAGUUUGGUCCAUGGAUGAGGGCGGAGGCUGGUAUUCUCAUUUCUGAAUCACUCCGUCUCACCGCGUGAGGAUGGAUUUUCUUCUUCUUAACACUUCCUGCCUGGAACUUGGUCCGAGAUAAUUUUUGCAACUCUCAUCCCUUCGUUCGUUUGGCCCUUCGAGAGAAUACUGUAGAGAUUUUUCAUCUUUUUUUCCCUUUCUCCCUCUAUGCGCACUUCACCAAGAUGUGGCUGUGCUCUAUCCUUUUGCAGCUCAGUACACUCGUUCUGACGAUCAGUGCUGCAAACCUGCAACCGCCUCCCGUGACAUACCCCUCAUCCAAUACUUCAAUAACGUUUAGUGGAUCGACUUCGUCAACACCAUCAACCCCAUCAACACCAUCAACACCAUCAACACCAUCAACUCCGUCGACCCCGUCGACCCCGUCAACUCCAUUAAUUUCACCAACCGUAUUAACUCUACUCUCGUCGACCCCGUUAACCCCAUUAUAUCAUACAUCCGUUUUACCUCCACCAAGCACAUCGACCCCGUCGAGCACACCGACUAUCGUAACCACAACACUUGGUUUUGUCCCUAUCCCUCUUCCACCAGCUGCCACUCCAAAUCAAAAUGAAGCCUGCUGUUUUGUGGUUCAAGAUGUCGUCACUGAAGAAUGGUGGGAUAUUUUCACAACAAGCUCCAUCUUUAAAGUCGUGACCAAGACGCAGAUCACGGCCCGUUUCACGCCUUAUCCGAAUAGAACAGUGACAAACUUAGAAAUCAACACUGUAGCGAUCAAUACCUCUGUCCCAGUCACGGCUCGCAUUGGCGUUAAUCCAAUCUCUCUCUUGGGCAAUGCAGCUGCGCACCCGGCAGAGUAUACGCAAGUUAACAACGGCACUGCCACGGUAACCGGAGGGGUGACUAUACAAUCGCCGGCUGCCUUCUAUGUCUAUUCCACCAUCAAGAUCAUCACAGCGGCAGCCAUCACAGACGAUGCGGGGAAUUUGGCCUGCGGAACAGCCAUCGGUGGAUUUCCUAAUUUGAAUCCCAAUGCUCAGGCUUACUUUGGUGGCCUCGGGCCCAACCCAAUUUAUGCACGUUCAGGCGACUCCGAUCUUAACCCAAGGGCGCCAGCCCCAGCAGCACCCGCGAUCAUUACGCUGGCAACCCCUUUCAUCUACCAGCCAGCACGGGGAAAGUUGGGGACGACUAUUUCAGAAGCAUGUGGAGGGAAAAUUGCGCCUGGCACAGAAGACUACGGAUAUGUUCCCCAGACAGUCCUCGACCAUCUGGUAAGCAACAAGGACAUUUCUGCUCAGUAUCCUGGCCUGUCAGCAUGUUUGCCUGCCGGACCGUCUAUUGAAGCCAUCAAUUGUGGCACCGUCGAGUUUGUUACCAAAACUAUCAUCGGUUCUCCUGCUGUGAUAACCCAGGUUGAGACGUCUACCAGGACGGUGUUCUUUAACCGGACCACUACAUUACCAGGCACGACAGGAUUCACCACAAGUUUCUUUGACGUAACAUCGACAUUCACUAUCACUAUUCCGGGAUCGACCGUAACUAUAGCAAGAAGCAGUCCUUCGGCUUUCUACCCAACGUAUCCCAAAAGAAGCAGUCCUACGGCUUUCUACCCAAAGUAUCGCAAAAGAAUCAUUGGUUCGGCUUUCAGCCCAGCAUUUCACAGCAACAAUACGUUCACCCCCCCUCCACCCCCUCCUCCUCCUCCACCUCCGCAAACUACUUCCGGUAAUGGUCCACCUCCACCUCCACCUCCGCCUCCGCCUCCGCCUCCGCAAACCAGUGGAAACGUCGUGGUUUAUCCACCAUCAUAUUCGACAGGCACUACGGAAGUACCUACUCAAUCGGUUUCUUAUGUAGCAAACCCAGGGGGCGUAGUCGUUAGCCUAGAUUCAAGUCUGGAACUCGACACCACCACAAACCUAAUCACACCAACAGGCACUGAGAAUGUUAUCGUAAGCCCUGUGACACAAGCAAACCCAGUCGUUCAAGGUUCUGGUCCCAGUGUAGUAGUCUCGCCAACUACGUUCCGGCUCCAGGAUGCCCCGUUGGGCAUUACAGGACAAAUUUCCACAAUUGAUGGAACGGCUAUGUUGAUUGUUCCAUCCCAGGAGACAUUUGUCCCCUUUAAUCCUACUGCACCACCUAUCGCUGGAGCCAGUGUGACGAUAAUAAAUGGCUCUCCUUCGAUUGUAAUAUCAUCUCCGACUCUUGUCCCCGCGGUAAACGCCCCCCCUCAACUCUCUAAUGCUCCAAUUACAAUAAUCAAUAAUACACCUUACCUGGUAGUGGGUCAAACCACCUUUGCAGCACCAUCAGCACAGACAAAUGGGGCGAUUACGACUAAUAUUGGAGGAACCAACUUUAUUGUUUUCCCUUCAGCCACUAAUAUUCCUCUCUCCGAUGCUCCUCCUGGACUGACUGGAAGCUUGACAAUUAUCAAUAAUACCCCCUUCCUUGCAGUUCCUGGCUCAACGAAUAUUCCAAUACCAGCCACGCAAACCGGAACUUUAGCGACAACAGUCAUCAAUGGCACUCCAUUCGUGGUCGUAGGAAGCCCAACUCAAAUACCCCUAUCCAACGCCCCUCCUGGGCUCACUGGUGUGACGACUACGAUUAAUGGAACCCCUUUCUUGAUCAUACCUUCUGCGACAACGUUUCCACUCCCAGCUUCGCCGUCAAACGUAGCACAGGUAACAGUUAUCAAUGGCGUAACGGAAAUUAUCAUCUCAGGGCUGGCUACAUUGCCUGUGAAUUCGGCGUACUCGCUCUCAGGAUUGACUACGGUCAUUUCCGGGAUUACGGAAGUGAUUGUGAGCACACCCACUACGAUAUCUCUGAAAACAAGCCAAAGUUCAGCUUCAACAUCGAGUGCUUCGUCAAACACCCUAAGCAGUACCAGCAGCACAAGAUCAAGCGCCUCGAGCAGGACUUCUUCAACGACGUCCACUUCAGCCAGCCAAACACCAACCGUACUUCCAUCGAAUGCAAGUUCGGGCAAGGGUCUCUCCACCGGAGCAAAAGUUGGCAUCGCAUUUGGAAUCAUCAUUUUGGCAUUAUUAGUCCUCGGGCUGAUUUUCUUUUUGAGACGCAGGAGGCAAGAUAGAGAGCAGUAUGGUCUUGUGGCAACUAGUGGAGACGGCGGAGCUACACCCCCAAUGGUGGAGCAGCCCCGGACCUCGACGCAGAUCGGCGCGGAUAGUUAUACCCCGGUUGUCCGGACUAGAGGUGGAUAUAUGCCAGCGCCACAGCAGGAGUGGAUGUCCACUAUGCGGCGGCAGAGUAUAGAGCGGCGGCCCGUACCCGUGGCGGCGGCGGAGUUAUGAGAGAUUAUUGCAUUGAUUGGGCGAAGAGUAAUUUCGGGAUGCAUAAAAAACCAUGGGAAUAUGGUUAGACGAAUAGAUAAGAUACCCACGAAGAAAUUGAC